AGUGUAUACAGUAUUUGUGUGCAGGAAUACGCAACAGGCGGCUGCAGCAUGAGGCUUUACAGCACCUGCUCCAGCUGUUACCGGUGCCGAACAGAGACACGCUCUGGGUCCUGCUUGCUUUCCUCAGCCAGGUGGCGCAGAACAGUGAAGACCACAGGGAUACGUCAGGUGAAUGGAUACUUGGGAACAAGAUGGAUAGUAACAAUUUGGCCACUCUAUUUGCUCCCAAUAUCCUGCACGCCUGCAAAACCUUCGACCAAGGAAGACAUGAGUGCAGAGAGGGUGGAGGAGCGCAGUGAUGCCAUCAAUGUCGUCAGGACCCUGAUAGAUAACCACCGCAGUCUCUACCAGGUGUCAGCAGAGCUGCUGGACGAGGUGUAUGUCCACAUGAUGGACUCACACCCUGAGGCUCUGGACCAACUACUGCAGAGGAGAGACCUGGCCACUGAUGAGACUGAAGAUCUUGAUGUGAGCACAUUGUCAGACGAGAGACUGGCGACCGCUGGCUCUCGUGAGAGUCUCACUGAGGAGAGAUUGGAGCGCAAAGUUUGGUCUCGGGAGGCAUUCACGCAUGAGACUGCUGGUAUGGGUGGUCCAGAUCUCGAUAUCAAGCCAAGGAGGGAAAGAGGUAGAGAGCGGAGACGAUGGCGGGAGGACGGCAGGCGGCGGCAGGACUCAGAGCAGUCGACACCUUCACGUCGCACUUCCUCCACCAGUAUUGGCUCUGAGGAUCCUACAAUGUUCCGAGGGAAGCCUGGAGACAUGGGUGUGAUCACUGCUAGCAUCAAGAUCCCUGUCCCUGCAUCCUCCUUCACUCUCAACCUGGAUGACUCAGACAUCCCUUUCAUAGAGGAUUCAGAACGCCAUCAUAUAGCCUUUGGGGUGACGAGGACAUCUCAGCGGGUGUCUUCAGAAUCAUCUCAGGCAUCGACGUACAUCCAUCAGGUGACCAGAGAUUCUGCAAUGGGCAGUUCAGUCAGUCCACCCCCCCACUCUGUCAGCAGUUACAGCAGUGGCGGGGUGUCCUCCUGGGGCUCCUCCCCUCCCACAUCUCCUGAUCCCACCCUACCCGAUGAGUCCGGCACCGCCAUCGCUCGAAUCACCAUUCCCACCAAGAAGACUCCAGAUCCCCAGCAGAGGGUGAUGGUGCAGAGGGUGACGAUCAAGUCUGCGGGUGAGGUCCGCCAGAGCUACGCUGAGUUGCGGAAGGUGGAGACCAUGACAGCAGAAUCACGGCACAGUAGAGAGCAGCCGGACCCCCUCACGAAGAGUGCAAGCGUAGCGGCAGUGACAAUCCGUGCGCCAGAGAGGACAAGCAUUACCCCAAGCAUUUCUAGCAUCGGGGGUGCAGUUUUGCGUUCAAAAACCGCAGAUAUUGAGCGUAUGCUGAAGAUACAGACUGCUUCUAAACAGACAAAAAAGACUACGGGUGUUACAGUGGUGAGUGUGACGAGUGAGGAGGAGAAGAAGAUGAAGCGGAAGUAUACGGAUAGCCGGCACCUGACCAGAAAUCUACCCCAGCCAACAGAAGUGGCGGGGACAGUGGCGGGGUCAGUGGUGGAGGUGACCACUUCACAGCAGCGCAGGGCGGGCGUUGUGUACAAGCGGAGAGAACUGAUAUCCAGUGAGCCGAAAGAGAGGAAAGGCUUCCCUAACUGAUGCAUGAGAGUCCUUGUAAAUAUUGUGUUCAAAGACAGUGCCUUCCACAUUAAGUCAUGUUUAUAUUAGAUGUUAUUUUAUUUAUUUAAUAAAACUAUUAUGUUAAAUUUA
Homalodisca vitripennis (glassy-winged sharpshooter) is the source of this 1770-nucleotide messenger RNA. RefSeq lists its product as uncharacterized. The transcript has 8 exons. The record is from RefSeq and is a predicted model, not a curated record. Lineage: Eukaryota; Metazoa; Arthropoda; Insecta; Hemiptera; Cicadellidae. Bases 49 to 1659 code for a protein of 536 amino acids.